Strongylocentrotus purpuratus (purple sea urchin) is the source of this 1796-nucleotide messenger RNA. Its product is annotated as probable pterin-4-alpha-carbinolamine dehydratase. Gene Ontology annotation, biological process: tetrahydrobiopterin biosynthetic process. Gene Ontology annotation, molecular function: 4-alpha-hydroxytetrahydrobiopterin dehydratase activity. The record is from RefSeq and is a predicted model, not a curated record. Lineage: Eukaryota; Metazoa; Echinodermata; Echinoidea; Camarodonta; Strongylocentrotidae. The coding region runs from base 102 to 449 and encodes 115 amino acids. The transcript has 3 exons.
CCACGAUAUCCCAGGUCAAUCGCAUUAUCCCUAGUUAAUAGGUCAACUCAGGUCAUCUGCAAACGUGCAUCAAAUUCAACAGGUGUUUAGGAGACAUUUUCAUGCGGUUUAUAAGAACUUUUGCAAGGAUGGCGUCUGAAGCAAAGCGAGUAAAGCUGAGUGGAGAUGAUCGAUCUCAGAAGCUCUCUGCCCUGACUGGUGCAGGCUGGAAGGAGGUGGAAGGGAGAGAUGCAAUCCAGAAGGAAUUCACUUUUGGAAACUUCAAUCAGGCAUUUGGUUUCAUGACCCGGGUGGCACUCAAGGCUGAGACCAUGAACCAUCAUCCAGAAUGGUUCAACGUCUACAACCGUGUGGACAUCACCCUCAGCACUCACGAUGUCGGUGGUCUCUCCGACAACGAUGUCAACAUGGCCAAUUUCAUUGAGAAGGCAGCAACGUCGGCCAAGUAAUUCUCUUCCGCAUUGGUUUCAGCUGUAACCGUCCUUCCCACAAGUCUGAUUUUCUAGUUAAUGUUCAUAAAAUAAAGCAGCUCGGGGUGCCGUUUCACAAAACUUGUCAUCAGUGACGGAUGACAGUUUUUUGCUAUAAGCUACUGAAAUCUUUGCCUCUGAUUGGUCAUCAGCAGAUUUGUCACUGAUUUUCGUAAUUUGUCAUUGAAAAAAGGGUUUGUGAAGCGGGUCCCUGAUUGGCCCUCCACUAUUUAAUUAUCCAGCUGGUUUCUUUCAGUCAUUACCAAAAGAUGCUUUGUAUAAAAUGUUUCAAUUACACACAUCUCCAAAAACAAACAAAACAACAACAAAAUAAUGUAUAGCAUUUUAACUACCGUACUCACCCUUUUGAUAUUUUAGGUUUACCUACAACUGCAAGAGGCCCAAAAUUGCAAAAUGUAUUCUCAAUAGAUAUUUCUUUUAUGAAUUGUAUUAAAUUACCUUGCAUGAAUCUUAUCUGGCAUGGCAACAUUAAUGUAAGCCUUCAUUUCUUGAAAUGAAAAAGAAGAUCAAGAGAUAAUAUCAAGCUGGAACUGUCACUGGGUGCUAGAAUGCUCAGGGAAUAUCUGAAUGCAUUUUUGAACAAACCCAAUAAUUAUGAUUAUACAUUAUUUUUGUGCAAAACGAUGUAACGCAUAUUUUGUAAAUCAUUGUGUUUUCUGACCAAUAAUGCUUAUCAAGAUAAAAAAUAAAAAUAAUGGAAGAUCUGUCUUUAACCAAUCAGAGUUGAGCUUUAAAAGCUAGGUGAAUUUUUUAUUGAAAGCUGGAUUCUGAUUGGCCCAGAGGUGACGUGGAGUUGAACAUUUGGAACUUCCUUGCUUAGGGUUAGACUCUGUCACUGUGACAAUCAUCAUUCUAAUUCAUAUUAUUUCCUCUAAGGUCAACAAUAACACAUGCUGAAGAUUUGUUUGUUAUAAUAGGUUAGAGUAAUAUUCCUUAUUCCGACAGAUAUAUUUGUAUAUUUUAGUUUUAAUAGUGGCAUGUUCCCACCCUUGAAAUUAAAACUGGUAUUCAAAAGAUUUUGGCACAAUUGAACCUUAUCUUUUCCUCCAUUUUAAGAAGUUGUGCUCUUCAAGCAACUUAAUUUUAUUGAAAUUUAACUGAAAUAAUACUCCUACCUUCCCUGUAUCGGGCAGAUGAUCUGAAUAUGGAGUUUGACUCAAAGGAAAAUGUUUUAUUCAGAGGUGGUAUUUUGAACAAGAUGUUUUGUUUUAAAACAAUAUUAAUUAUCAUAGCAAUCUCCAAUUGCGCUGAGCUUACACUUUCCAUUUGUGCUUGUGGAGAUGUCUCUCUUAAAGUGGGACUGCA